Messenger RNA from Pteronotus mesoamericanus, 849 nucleotides. Its product is annotated as carbonyl reductase [NADPH] 3. The coding region runs from base 16 to 849 and encodes 277 amino acids. Lineage: Eukaryota; Metazoa; Chordata; Mammalia; Chiroptera; Mormoopidae. The record is from RefSeq and is a predicted model, not a curated record. Gene Ontology annotation, molecular function: carbonyl reductase (NADPH) activity. The transcript is spliced from 3 exons.
GCCUCCCACGCAGUCAUGUCGUCCUGCAGCCGCGUGGCGGUGGUCACCGGGGCCAACAAGGGCAUCGGCUUCGCCAUCGCGCGGGACCUGUGCCGGCAGUUCUCGGGGGACGUGGUGCUCACGGCGCGGGACGCGGCGCGGGGCCAGGCAGCCGUGCAGCAGCUGCAGGCCGAGGGUCUGAGCCCGCGCUUCCACCAGCUGGACAUCGACGACCUGCAGAGCAUCCGCGUCCUGCGGGACUUCCUGCGCAAGGAGUACGGGGGCCUCAACGUGCUGAUCAACAACGCGGGCAUCGCCUUUAAGUUUGACGAUCCAACACCCUUUGACGUUCAAGCUGAGAUAACGCUGAAGACAAACUUUUUUGCUACGAGAAAUGUCUGCACUGAAUUACUGCCGAUGAUAAAACCACACGGCAGAGUGGUGAAUAUCAGCAGCCUGCAGGGGUCCCGAGCGCUGGAAAACUGCAGCGAAGAUCUGCAGGAGAAGUUCCGCUCUGACACUCUCACCGAGGAGGACCUGGUGGACCUCAUGAAGAAGUUCGUGGAGGAUGCCAGGAAUGAAGUGCACGAGAGGGAAGGCUGGCCCGGCUCGGCUUACGGGGUGUCCAAGCUGGGGGUCACGGUCUUAUCGAGGAUCCUGGCCCGACGCCUGGAUGAGAAGAGAAAGGCCGACAGGAUCCUGCUGAAUGCGUGCUGCCCUGGGUGGGUGAAGACCGACAUGGCGGGCGAUUACGGCUCUAGGACUGCGGAGGAGGGGGCUGAGACCCCUGUCUACUUGGCUCUCCUGCCCCCAGAUGCCAACGAGCCUCACGGCCAGCUAGUCCGCGACAAAGUCGUCCAGACCUGGUGA